CCGAUGAUCGGGCACUCGGGCUACAAUGUUCAAUCGCUGGUAUUUGCCGUGAGCCUCCUGUUUAAGAGGCUUCGCCCCUGGUGCCUACAGUAUUUGAAUCGCCUCCCUGCCGUUCAGCUUCAGAGAGAUUCGUUCCGUUUUCCCACUCUCCUACCCCCUUCUCUGCCUCCCCCCUUCUCCGACGGGCUAUCAAUUGUCACAAAAAUUCCCCCGUCACCCGGUGCUCAGCCAUCAGCCACUUACACGAAGCUCUCAGGAGCCGAGAUACUCUGCAAGCUCCCCUGAGCAUCCCGCAACCUGCUUCAACCGCCACAUUGCAACCCACAACUCAAUUGAUCCAUCAUGCCUGGAGCAGAGGGGCAACCGCAGACUCUCUACGAUAAGGUGCUGCAGGCACACAUCGUGGAUGAGAAGUUGGACGGCACAGUUCUCCUCUACAUUGACAGACAUCUUGUCCAUGAGGUGACAUCUCCCCAGGCCUUUGAGGGUCUGGAGAAGGCCGGACGUCAGGUCCGCAGGCCUGACUGCACCCUGGCCACCACCGACCACAAUGUCCCAACCACCACCAGAAAAGCCCUCAAGGACAUCGCCAGCUUUAUCGAGGAGGACGACUCAAGGGUACAAUGCGUCACCCUGGAGGACAAUGUCAAGAAGUUCGGUCUCACCUACUUUGGCCUGAGCGACAGGAGGCAAGGCAUCGUCCACGUUAUCGGCCCCGAGCAGGGCUUCACCCUCCCCGGCACCACAGUCGUCUGUGGUGACAGCCAUACCUCAACCCACGGUGCUUUUGGGUCCCUCGCUUUCGGCAUUGGUACCAGUGAGGUUGAGCACGUGCUCGCAACACAAUGCUUGAUCACAAAGCGAAGCAAGAACAUGAGGAUACAGGUCGACGGAGAGCUGGCCCCCGGCGUCAGCUCCAAGGACAUCAUCCUCCACGCCAUUGGCAAGAUUGGAACCGCCGGCGGCACCGGUGCCGUCAUCGAGUUCUGUGGUUCUGCCAUCCGGAGCCUCAGCAUGGAGGCCCGUAUGUCUAUCUGCAACAUGUCCAUCGAGGGUGGUGCGAGAGCCGGCAUGGUCGCCCCCGAUGACAUCACCUUCGAGUACCUCAAGGGUAGGCCUCUGGCCCCCAAGUACAACUCUCCGGAGUGGCACCGUGCCGUCGCCUACUGGAAGAGCCUGCAGUCCGACCCAGGUGCGAAGUACGACAUCGACGUCUUUAUCGAUGCCAAGGACAUCAUCCCCACGGUGACUUGGGGUACCAGCCCCGAGGACGUCGUGCCCAUCACCGGCAGCGUUCCCGACCCCGAGAGCUUCAGCACCGAGUCCAAGAAGGCGGCCGCACGUCGAAUGCUCGAGUACAUGGGCCUCACCGCUGGCACCCCAAUGGAGGAUGUCGUUGUUGACAAGGUCUUCAUUGGCUCCUGCACGAAUUCCAGAAUCGAGGAUCUGCGCGCUGCUGCGUCAGUAGUCAAGGGCAAGAAGAUUGCUAGCAACAUCAAGAGGGCCAUGAUCGUUCCGGGUUCAGGAAUUGUCAAGGACCAGGCCGAGGCCGAGGGAUUGGACAAGAUCUUCACCGAAGCUGGAUUUGAGUGGCGCGAGGCCGGGUGCAGUAUGUGCCUCGGCAUGAACCCCGACAUUCUGUCACCCAAGGAGCGCUGUGCAAGCACCAGCAACCGCAACUUUGAAGGUCGCCAGGGAGCUCAAGGGCGAACACAUCUCAUGUCUCCAGUCAUGGCUGCCGCCGCCGCUAUCGUUGGCAAGCUGGCUGACGUGAGGAAGCUGACUGAGUACCAGUCCAGCCCCCAUAUCGAGGCAUUCAAGGCAGCACCGGAGCCUCCUCAACACGACGAGAACCUGUCUGGCGAUGAAUCGGACAAGGACAACCUCGCCGACAUCCCCAAGGACGACAACGGGCCCCACACCAACACUGCUGCUGCUGGUGGCUCAUCCACCGGCCUCCCGAAGUUCACCAACCUGAAGGGCAUUGCUGCUCCCCUGGAGCGGUCUAAUGUCGACACCGAUGCCAUCAUUCCUAAACAAUUCCUCAAGACAAUCAAGAGGACCGGGCUAGGUUCUGCUCUGUUCUACGAGUUGCGCUUCCACCCAGACGGACAGGAGAACGCCGACUUCGUCCUCAAUCAGGAGCCAUACCGGAAUGCCAAGAUCCUCGUCGUCACUGGACCCAACUUCGGGUGCGGUAGCUCUCGUGAGCACGCCCCCUGGGCCCUGAAUGACUUCGGCAUCAGGUGUGUCAUCGCGCCCUCGUUCGCCGACAUCUUCUUCAACAACACCUUCAAGAACGGCAUGCUACCCAUUCCUAUCAAGGACCAAGGCCACCUCGACGCCAUCGCCGCCGAAGCCCGUGCCGGCAGGGAAGUGGAGGUCGACCUGCCGAACCAGACCAUCAAGGACGCUUCCGGCAACGUCAUUUGCAGCUUCGACGUCGAGGAGUUCAGGAAACACUGCCUGGUCAACGGUCUCGACGACAUCGGGCUGACCCUGCAGAUGGAGGACAAGAUCUCCGAGUUCGAGAAGAAGAUGACGCGCGAGACGCCGUGGCUCGACGGCACCUCGUACCUCAAGAGGAAGGGCCAGGGCGGCAAGCUCGCUGCGAAGGCUGUCCCCGUCCCGACCACAAAUCGUGGCGAGGAGAAGAAGGAGCCGCUGGAGUGGUAGUUUCACAGACUGCUAUUUUGUUUCACUGUUUGGGCGUUACAAUGUCUGGAACGACAUGCGGUUAAAAUGUUUAUUUGGCGAGCCCACGGGCCACAUGUUGUGAAAACCGCAGGCCCAUCAUCAUUCCUGUCGGUGUUUCUGAGUGGAAAAUCACAAAAGGAUUAUUUAGCGACCCCUGGAAACGGGGAGUAAUGAAUACGUGUGACGUUCAA
This is a messenger RNA of Diaporthe batatas, 2888 nucleotides long. RefSeq names its product 3-isopropylmalate dehydratase LEU1. Gene Ontology annotation, biological process: L-leucine biosynthetic process. The coding region runs from base 343 to 2676 and encodes 777 amino acids. The transcript is spliced from 3 exons. Gene Ontology annotation, cellular component: 3-isopropylmalate dehydratase complex. The record is from RefSeq and is a predicted model, not a curated record. Lineage: Eukaryota; Fungi; Ascomycota; Sordariomycetes; Diaporthales; Diaporthaceae. Gene Ontology annotation, molecular function: 4 iron, 4 sulfur cluster binding; 3-isopropylmalate dehydratase activity.